ACCUGCUGACAGCCACCUGACUGGAAUACUGUAGUCAUAACUGUAGCUGGCUAUAUAAGAACUCCUCAGACAGCUCUACAACACCCACAGGUGCUUCUACCUCAGUCUUCAGCACAUACACUGACAUCGAGCCAGUCAAGAUGAAGUUGCUGCUUGUUGUUGCUGCUGUUCUGGCUGUGGCCAGCUGUGCCAGCAUCUCUCUGGAAGAUCUGGAGUUUCAUGCCUGGAAACUCAAGUUUGAAAGAUCCUACCACUCUCCAUCAGAGGAGGCUCACCGGAGGCAGAUCUGGCUCAACAACCGCAAAUUUGUGCUUGUACACAACAUCUUGGCAGACCAGGGUUUGAAGUCCUACCGCCUCGGCAUGACCUACUUUGCUGACAUGGAAAAUGAAGAGUACAAACGAGUGAUUUCCCAGGGCUGCCUUCACUCCUUCAAUGCUUCUCUGCCUCGUCGUGGCUCUACCUUCUUCAGACUUAGACUACCUGAAGGUACUGAUCUGCCCGACACUGUUGACUGGAGAGAUAAGGGAUACGUCACUGAUGUCAAGGAUCAGAAGCAGUGUGGCUCCUGCUGGGCCUUCAGUGCAACUGGCUCACUGGAGGGUCAGCACUUCAGGAAGACAGGAAAGCUGGUGUCUCUGAGCGAGCAGCAGCUGGUCGACUGCUCGGGAGACUAU
Messenger RNA from Haplochromis burtoni (Burton's mouthbrooder), 677 nucleotides. Its product is annotated as cathepsin L2. NCBI's taxonomy places the organism in Eukaryota, Metazoa, Chordata, Actinopteri, Cichliformes, Cichlidae. The transcript has 5 exons. The annotation marks the transcript as partial. The record is from RefSeq and is a predicted model, not a curated record. Gene Ontology annotation, molecular function: cysteine-type endopeptidase activity. Gene Ontology annotation, cellular component: lysosome. Gene Ontology annotation, biological process: immune response.